Molecule: messenger RNA, 4108 nt
Organism: Zeugodacus cucurbitae (melon fly)
Lineage: Eukaryota; Metazoa; Arthropoda; Insecta; Diptera; Tephritidae
Product: nucleolin
Exons: 9
Coding region: 1279-3609 (776 amino acids)
Source: RefSeq, a predicted model, not a curated record
CAUGUAACAGGUGCCUCUGAAAAUAUAAAGAGAAAAUAGUUUUCGUACUCUAAAAGCACGAUUACUUGUAUGUAUAUACACAUAAUUACAUAUGUUUUGUAUAAAUAUACAUACAUUUAUAAAUACAUUCGACUGGCUAUUGCGCAGGACAGAUACGUAGCUCCGGGAAAACGAUAAAAAUACUAACUGAUUUCUUCGCCCGAGCUUUUAUUUAUCGUAAACUGUUCGUCUGACUAGUGUGACUAGAAAUUCAAAAUUUUAGAUGGUUAUUAGAUGUACACACUUUUAUAUUAUAGGUAUACUCGUGUGCAAAGCCUAUCCUUAGUUCUGAAGCAAGAGCAAGGUUAUAUCGACUUGUUGCAUUGUGUUAUUUUGAACAACUUUGAUGUAACUGCGCAAGCUAUAAGUUACAAUUGAAGAACACUGCGAAUAAUGUUAGAAAAUCUUUAGAAUUGUUAAAAUAUUCAGACAAAAAUACGUAUGUAUGUAUGUACAUAUGUCUCAUAAAUGGCGUAGUAAUCGAAAUAUCUCUUAAUACACUAAUAGCUAAUUAAUUUUUUUUUGUCAAAUUCAAUUAUAAUAAAUGAUUAAAAUGCCAAGCAGAAAGCGAUUUCAACAAUUUUUGAAUUUCAUAUUCGAAAAUGUAACAUUUUGGCAAAAAGUCAUGGUAUAAAUAAAAAAAGAAUUAUUAAAAUCGACACUCAACACUUAGUAUAAUAAAAGAAGUCGUAUUUCUGUAACUAUACCGUUAAUUUAAGUUAUUACGCUGAAUUACUUUAAGGGUAAUCGUCAUUAUCAUAACAUAUCUAAGUUCCUUGAUAUUAUGAAUCAAAUUAUUUAUCAUUAACAGCUGAUAUUAUUGUCGAUGUAAAAAGGCACUGAUAGAACGAAGUGCGCCCUCGAACGAAUGAGCUUUCACGAGUGCUCCAUACGAGUACGAAUUAGAAGUACAUAUCCAGGUUCAUAUGUACUUGCUAUAAAUUACGGUAACAACGAACACGAACACCACUUUAGAAUGUGAACAGUAAGGAUAUUGACUAAUUGUGUCUGCUGACGUAUACAAUAAUUUCUGAUUAAGUAGAAAAAUACUAUUUAGAGUGAUAAAAUUACCUAUUAAUUAAUUAAUUUUGUAUUGUGGUGAGUAAAUGACUGAGUAAUAUUUUAUUUAUUUUUUGAAAGUGCAAAAUUUACGAAGGAUUAAUACUUUCGCAGGUAUUCGACGAAUCUUUGUAAGGUCUCAGCAAGGAGUGCCCAAUUAAUCCAAGAAUCGUUAUCAAUAUGAAUCUUGCUCCCUCUUUCAUUAUUUUAAUACAACUAUUUUGUGCGGCAAUUGGUUCAUUGCUUCAACGGUCACCUUAUUCCCUGCAGGGAGCUGUGGACGAGUUACAUCAUCGGGAUGUUGCAAAAUAUCCACUAAAUGCACCACCUUCACAAUCAUACUACUUUAAUGGUGCUUUCAACACUGGUACCGAACAAGAUUACUGGAAUGAUGAUUCUCUUUCUCCUCUCAAUAACAUCAAAAUUCUCAAUAGGCACAAAUUGAAUAAGAUUCUCGCCAAUUAUUUGAAACAUGAAAAUUCCAAUAACGAUCCUGACAGUUUUGGCCUCGGUCCGUUCGAUGAUUACGAAUUUGACGGUAAUAACCAGAUUUCCUUAGAGCCCAAUGAAAAGGCACGUUUAUCAUACUUUAGAGAGCGUGAUAGCAAAAAUGACUUUCAACCCACUUCGAUAUUUCGAGAACGUGAAAUUCAAAAAGCUCCUACAAGCGUUACAGUUCCUGAGCAUUCUGAAUUAACAAAAGAGUUCUUGCGUGAAAUCGAAGAUGCCCAGGAAUUUGAACGAGAAGACCACUUUAAAGAAACUUUGCGUAAUCUAUUGGAGCAAUAUCAACAACAGGAGAAUGAUAUUGAAGAUAGUGAGUUCGAAGAAAAAAAACGCAUGAGAAUGCCUCCCUUCUAUAUGCUAAUGCAAAAGAAACGCUCAUAUCCGGUACUGCCUUGGUUACCCUAUUCAGAACGUAAAAAACGUUUUCCAGUCGCGAAACGAUCAACUAAAACUUUGUACAGCGGAAAUAUGAAUUUGGGAAAAACCGAUGAAAAGGUGACUCAAGAGUUGAGCGAGUUGUUUGGGUCUUCUUCGUCUUCAACAAGUGACGAAAAGAGAAAACGUUCUACUGAUGAACAAACACAAACUUCUUUUCAUGGCUUUACAGCUUUAGCGCCAACUUUCGAAAAUGCCACACUAUUGAAGGGUCCGUCCAAUAAACAAAAUGUCACAAAUACUGAUAAAAAUAUUGAUGUAUUGUUAAACGAACACAGCCUUCAUAUUCCCCAUAUACAGAAGGAACAUAAGCACCGAAAACGAAGCGAUCAUCACGGUUCUCAUGAAAGUCAUGACGAAGAAGAGGGAAGCACUGAAUCUGAAGAGCGAGAAGAUGAAGAAGGUGAAGAGGAAGACGAAGAAGAAUUCGAAGAAGAAGACUUGGAAAAACGUAAGAAAAAGCGAGAUUUAAACAUCGUAAAGAAAUUUCUUAGGGAUGAAAAUUUUCCGUCACAACGCACAGACAAUCUAAGACAAAAAAAAUCCAUUGAUUGGUCAACAUACUUUGGGAUAGAUCGCAAAAAGAAGGAUACUAAGAGUCCAAAUGAAGAGGAAACUGCUAAAAAUGAACAGGAAAAGAAAAGCCGUGAUUUAAAUAGAGAAGAAAUAAAAAGUAUGGAUAGAAAAUUACAAUCGAUUGAAGAUUUCAUCAUUGAUGAGACCAUAAAAUAUACCGGAGCUCAUGAAGGUAUAGCAAAUCCUGAUGAAAUAAGGCGUUUGAAGGACCAUGUGCUUUCACGUUUAGCUACAGCAUACAGUUUGGAAAAAAUGCGUCGUGCUUUAGAAAAAUUGAGAAAAUAUGUUGAAGCUGAUAAUCAUUUACUGCGCAAUGUAAUCGAGCCGGACGAUGGUAGUGAAAAUGGAAUAGAAAAGAGAUUAUCAGUCAAGAAGGAACAAGCGACAGAACAAGAUUUAGAGAAUAAUAGUCUAUCCUCGGCCAAUGACAUAACAAAGGAAAUUAACACGAAAACAAUGAUGGGCAACAGUCGAGCCUAUUCCACCAUCGAAAAUAUCGACAUAAAAAGUCGCGAUAAUUCGGAAAAUGUAAAAAAACGCAAGAAGAAAUUGAAUAGCUACGUACGUUAUCCGGAGUUACCCAACAACUUCAAGGAAGCAGACGAGGAUGUUAGCGUUGGACUUUAUGAAACGUUAAAUGACGCAUAUUUGGGCAAUAAAAACUACAUAAUUGGCUCGAAUCAGUGUCCUUUAAUUAAAUCAAUGGUAGAGCGUUGUAGUGGUGUGGAAUUUCUAAGUGUGGAUACCAAUCAAGAGCUCUUGCCCAUUUGUGGAGUAUAUCAAAUCUGUUAUUUAUGUGGAACUUCACAAAUGGCUUGUGAUUAUCAAUAUUUGGCUGAGGCCGAUUCCAUUUGUGGUGACAACAAUGAUUGUCAAGCGUCGGCUCGUUCUAUAUUGAUGAUAUUGCGCGGCACUGUAACCCAACAACUUGGACCAAAAGAAUGUAUGAAGAAUUCAUGUUUUCGCAGUGCUAUGCGAGAGAUUGGUUUGUAGACCAUUAACCGCCAACUUAAUAAACAAAUAAAAAUAAAAAUGAUAUGAUGUAUUCAUCAAUAUCGAAAAUACAUGCAUAUACAACUAGUGGAACUAUAAUAAAUAUAAAUAUAUUUUGAAGUAUGAUAUAGUUGAAUAUAACAAAUGUAAUUCGUGUUAUGGAUUCUGUUGUUGAAUUUACAGGCUUUAUUGCAUACAGACAUACAUACAUAUGUAUGUAUGUAGAAAUAUAUAAGCAUGUAGCAUAUAAAAAUGCAUAUAUAAAAUAAAUUUACUUGACUAUAAUUAUAAAUAAAUAUAUGCAAUGUGAACGGUAGACAUACUAUUUUUAUUUCAAAAGACAUAUUAAAAAGUAUUUUUAUGUAUGUGUAUGUAUUUUUUAACUAUAAUAAAUUAAUAAUAUUUAUAAAAUAGGGAGAACAAUAUAAUUGAAUGAGUAAAAUUAUAAAUGUUAAAUGUGUAAUUUGAAUUUAAAAUAUACUACAAGGAGAAAUUAUCA